Messenger RNA from Dicentrarchus labrax (European seabass), 1850 nucleotides. RefSeq names its product otolin 1a (gene otol1a). NCBI's taxonomy places the organism in Eukaryota, Metazoa, Chordata, Actinopteri, Moronidae. The transcript has 5 exons. Gene Ontology annotation, molecular function: protein binding. The record is from RefSeq and is a predicted model, not a curated record. The coding region runs from base 109 to 1584 and encodes 491 amino acids.
CAGGGCAAUAUAAGGAAGGAGGCUGCCUACAUUAAUCACUAGUUGGAGGGGAUGGAAUGAAGAGUCAACAAAAUCUACAUCAGCAGAUUAUUGUGUCAAGCCUUCAGUAUGCCAUCUAUUCGUCUAGUCUUCCUGACCACUCUACUCAUGGCAGUGAUGGUCGUGCUGACCUCUAGUGCCAGAACCACACGCUGGCCCAAACCUCAGACCACCAAGAAGCCACCUCGAGCCGGGAGCAGCGGAGGAGGUGGGGGUGGAGGACGGACCACCACCACGACAACAUCCCCUUCCAGCAUGCACACAGAUGAGACAACUGAGGUCAUGAUGGACGCUUACUCCCUGUCCCCUACAGACAGUACCACCUACUCCAGCGACACUUUCCCUACUGAUUACCACACCGAUGCCAUAGUGCCUCCUGGGAUCCCCCAUGGAAACUUUAGUCUUGACUACAAUGAAUGUUUCUACAACGUCUGUGAGUGCUGUCCACCAGAGAAAGGCCCCAUUGGACCCAUGGGAGAAAGAGGGCCACCAGGACCGCCAGGAGAGAGGGGCCCUCCAGGAUUAGCAGGAGAGAAGGGAGAAACAGGGCUCAGAGGACCUCCAGGACCAGCAGGACUACCUGGAGCCAACGGACUCAAUGGUGACAUAGGUGAAAAAGGUGAUCCAGGGCUGGUGGGUGUUCCUGGUGCCCCUGGGAUCCCAGGAAAACCAGGAGAGAGAGGUGAUCCGGGCCCCAAAGGAGAGAAAGGUGAACGUGGCUUCAGCGGUCUGAAAGGAGACCCGGGAGAAAGAGGAGAGCCUGGCCUGAAUGGGACUAAGGGCAACAUCGGGCGAGAGGGGCCCAUGGGUCCCCCUGGGGUAGCUGGGACAAAGGGUCAGAAAGGUGAACAGGGACUUAUAGGCGAGUGUUUACCAGGCGAGAAAGGUGAUGUGGGUGAGCGUGGGCCCCCUGGUCUGAGAGGUGAGAUGGGAGUGAAUGGAACUGAUGGUGCAAAGGGAGAGCCAGGGCCUCCAGGAGUGAAGGGGGAUACUGGUGCCAGAGGUCCCCCAGGACCUCCUGGAGGGAGGGGCAUAGCAGGGCUGAGGGGGGAGAGGGGACUUAAAGGUGGGCGUGGGCCUCGGGGUCCUAAAGGCCCACCAGGUGAGAGCGUGGAGCUGAUUCGCUCUGCCUUCAGUGUGGGCUUGUUUCCCAGCAGGUCCUUCCCUCCACCCAGCCUGCCUGUGAAGUUUGAUAAGGUGUUUUACAAUGGGGAGGGGCACUGGGACCCAGCACUCAACAAGUUCAAUGUCACCUACCCGGGGGUCUACCUAUUCAGUUACCACAUCACUGUGCGCAACCGUCCUGUUCGUGCUGCCCUAGUGAUAAAUGGGGUACGGAAGCUGCGGACCCGGGAUUCUCUGUACGGCCAGGACAUCGAUCAGGCAUCCAACCUCGCACUGAUGCAUCUGACUGAAGGCGACCAGGUGUGGCUGGAGACACUGAGAGACUGGAAUGGAGUUUACUCCAGCAGCGAGGAUGACAGCACUUUCUCUGGCUUCCUGCUUUACCCAGACUCCAAGAGCAAACCCACUGCUAUAGAAUAACCUGUGACUGCAGCCUUUGACCUUGAAUGCGCUCUGAAUGUAACUUCUUGUAGACUCUGCACAACCUUCAGCCUAUUGCACUGCUCUGUCAAAUUAAUGUGAUUCAGCUAAAUACUGCUGCUUCCGUAUCUGCUCGCUGCUGUCGUGCUAAUCAAACCAAAUGCUUUGCUUGCCUUGGUCUAUUUGGAGAUGGAUGAGGAUUGAUUCUACCGCUGUAUGCAACACAGUUCUUUGUAACAAUGCAUUAAAAACGACUAUGCUUGAAA